Messenger RNA from Astrephomene gubernaculifera, 482 nucleotides. The record is from the annotation of a GenBank genome assembly. Lineage: Eukaryota; Viridiplantae; Chlorophyta; Chlorophyceae; Chlamydomonadales; Astrephomenaceae.
CCGUGUACGACAGCGCCUGGAGGCCCUCACCUUCUCCCUCAUGGUGCCCCGCCGGGACGCGCUGGACAUGGUUGUACGGCAGCCGCAGCUGCUGAUGUACCAAACGGAGUCCCUGGCGGAUAACUGGGCGGCGCUGCAGCGGCUGCUGGGGGUGACGUUUGAGACGGCCCUGGCCAUGGUUGUACGGCAACCCAACCUGCUGUGUAAAUCCCCGGCCAGCCUGGCGAGCAAGGUGGCGGCGUUGGAGGCCACGUUUGCGCUGCCGCGGGCUCGUGCGGUGCUGCUGGUGGUGGGGCGACCCGCGCUGCUUACCAUGUCGGACAAGAGGUUCAAGCGCCAGCAUCGCUUCCUGUCCUCGCUCAUCCCGCUGCCCCCCGCCGCGCUGGGCCGCCUGGUGUGCCGGGAGCCCUCCCUGCUGAUGGAGCAGAUCGCCGUGCUGCGGGAGAAGGUGUCCGAGGCCGCCCGGCUGCUGGGUGUGUCGG